Molecule: messenger RNA, 658 nt
Organism: Hevea brasiliensis (rubber tree)
Lineage: Eukaryota; Viridiplantae; Streptophyta; Magnoliopsida; Malpighiales; Euphorbiaceae
Product: non-specific lipid-transfer protein-like
Exons: 2
Coding region: 57-425 (122 amino acids)
Biological process (GO): lipid transport
Cellular component (GO): membrane
Molecular function (GO): lipid binding
Source: RefSeq, a predicted model, not a curated record
CUUGCCUCAGCCACAACUGGGAUUUGAAGCUUAUAGCAUACAUUUUUGUUUGAGCCAUGUCAAGGGCAGAGACCAUGAUUCGCCUGGCUGGGCUAUUAAUCCUACUCUUACUUGUUUCAAAACCAGCUAUAUCUGUGCCAUUACAAAUUGUGUGCUCCAAAGUGAUUGCUUCAUUAAGUCCAUGCCUGGAUUAUGUACAGGACAAAACAGACGAACCUUCACCCGCUUGUUGUAGUGGAGUGAACGGACUUGCUGACCUUGUGAAAACCAAAGAAGAUAGGAUAGCUGUGUGCGAGUGUGUUAAGAAAGCAUUAUCAAACAUAAAAUAUGAUGCUGGUCGCAUUCCUGGACUUCCCAUGAAAUGUGGAUUUUCCUUUACCUUUCCCCCGGUCGAUCCAGGCACCAACUGCAGCAAGGUUCUUUAAGCCUCGGAUUUGCUGCAUGUUUAAGGAGUAAAUAAUGUUGCAGGAAGAGUUCUACUGAAAUAACUGCUAGUAAUACAGAAUAAGCGCACAGCAAAUGAAGCAAAUGUCAACUUCAUGCUUGUGUCCUAGAAUUUCAGCCAUGUACUGUGGCAAUCUUCUUAUAAUUGUCUGUUUCGCAGCCAAAAUUUAUUGUGGUUAUCAAAUAAAUAUAUAGUUGAUGCAUUAUUUAGCUA